Molecule: messenger RNA, 213 nt
Organism: Schistosoma margrebowiei
Lineage: Eukaryota; Metazoa; Platyhelminthes; Trematoda; Strigeidida; Schistosomatidae
Source: the annotation of a GenBank genome assembly
ACCAUAAUUCACCACUCGCAGAUUUGUGUUUUUUUACGGUGUCAUGUCAACCGUUAUCGAAUAUGUUCACCCUUACGAUGAAAAGUACCUGCAAAUUCUCACCUUCAUAUUCGAAUUAUUUUGGGACAACUGUCUUCCAGUUUGAGUGCUUCGUACGCCCUGGGAGACUAGAUUCCUACAUUAUUCACAGUUCCAGUAUAACUUUCUCACUCA